Calliphora vicina (urban bluebottle blowfly) is the source of this 1214-nucleotide messenger RNA. It is a transcript of the gene regucalcin, whose product is annotated as regucalcin. The transcript is spliced from 4 exons. The record is from RefSeq and is a predicted model, not a curated record. Bases 126 to 1046 code for a protein of 306 amino acids. Lineage: Eukaryota; Metazoa; Arthropoda; Insecta; Diptera; Calliphoridae. Gene Ontology annotation, biological process: L-ascorbic acid biosynthetic process. Gene Ontology annotation, molecular function: gluconolactonase activity; calcium ion binding.
AAUAAUAAUUUUUCCUAUAAAAGAUCUGCAUUUCAUUUACAAUCAUCAGUUGACUUUCUCGUCUUCAAGUGUCCACUUUAAUUAUUUCAUUUCGUAGUUGUCGAAUUGUAUUCAAAUAAAACAAGAUGUCCUAUAAAGUUGAACCUCUACCCGACUCUCAUGCUGAAUUAGGCGAAGGACCUCAUUGGGAUGUUGCCACCCAGAAUUUGUACUAUGUUGACAUCAAUGCCGGCAAACUGUUGCGUUACAACUACAAUGAAAAUAAAGUGUACAAGGCCAAAAUUGAAGGUGAGGAUUUAGCUGGUUUUGCUGUGCCCGUCGAAGGUACUACCGAUCAAUUUGCUGUCGGUUCUGGUCGUCGUGUGGUCAUUGUACAAUGGAAUGGUGUUUCUGAGACCGCUAAAGUAUUGAAGACUCUGUUCGAAGUGCAAACCGGUGAUGAACGUUUCACUGGCAACCGUUUCAAUGAUGGCAAGUGUGAUCCUCGUGGUCGUUUGUUUGCCGGUACCAUGCGUUAUGUCGGCGAUGAAUUCGAGCAUCGUUAUGGUGAAUUAUACAAGUACGAAAAAGGAGGCAAAGUUGAGGUAAUCAAAUCGGAUGUGGGUAUUUCCAAUGGUUUGGCUUGGAAUGAGAAGACUAAGAAAUUCUAUUACAUCGAUACCACCGAUUAUGAGGUUAAGGAGUAUGAUUAUGAUUUUGAAACUGGCAAGGCCUCCAAUCCCAAAGUUGUAUUCAAUCUACGCAAGACCAGCCCCAAGGAUCAUUUGUUGCCCGAUGGCAUGACCAUUGAUACUGAGGGCAAUCUUUAUGUGGCCACUUUCAAUGGCCAUACCAUCUACAAAAUUAAUCCCACCACUGGCCAAGUUUUGUUGGAAAUCAAAUUCCCCUGCAAACAAAUCACCUCGGCUGCUUUUGGUGGUCCCAAUUUGGAUAUUUUGUUUGUAACCACCUCCUCCCGUUUCGGUGAACCCGAUCCUGCUGGCACCACCUACAAAGUUACCGGCUUGGGUGCUAAAGGCUAUCCCAUGACCAAAAUUCAACUUUAAAGUUGUUCAGUUUAUGUAGACCUAGCUAAGCAUUAUUGCUUAUUAUUAUUUUUUUGUUAUAUAAUUCUAUAUACUCAAUUUGAUUUAUCCUGCUUUUUCCUUUACUAAACCAGUGCAAUAAAAAGACAGUUUUUAUAUUUUUUAUAAAAUUUAUAUAAAAAACAAAAA